AGGGGAGAGAAAAGAGGAGCGGCUGCUCUGUGUUCCUUCUAACCCCAUUCUUGCUACGGGCUGGAGGGGGUUUGACUUUGAAAGCGGAAAGAGAAAAGCCCAUCUUUUUAAUUUAUUGCGGUUAUUUUCCGUUUUGCCGUUGAGAUCAGCGCUUCACCCUCCUCCUGUGCACGCGGUGCCCGCACCUCCAUCCUUUCACCCUCCAAGCAGCGAAUCGCUUUUAUUUUUACCUUUUUUUUUCCUCCCCCUCUCGCUUUUUUAUUUAUUCGCUUAUUUAUUUUUUUUCUCCCCUUCCACCCCGUAUAAUCGCUCCAAGGUGGCCGCAGAGCAACGCAAAAAGACCUUUGUUUUAACCAUGCCCAUGGAGCUGACGCAGAGCCGCAUCCAGAAGAUCUGGCUGCCUAAUGACAACCGUCCGGCUCUACCCCGCCGCUCCUGUGGGCCACAGCUUGCCAAUUCCCCCACUGUGAUAGUGAUGGUUGGUCUCCCAGCCCGGGGGAAGACCUACAUCUCCAAGAAGCUGACUCGUUAUCUCAACUGGAUCGGUGUUCCAACGAAAGUUUUCAAUGUGGGGGAAUAUCGCCGUGAGGCAGUGAAGCAUUACAGCUCCUAUGACUUCUUUCGCCCUGACAACGAAGAGGCUAUGAAAGUCAGGAGGCAGUGUGCUCUGGCUGCCCUGAGGGAUGUCAAGCUGUACCUGACGGAGGAGGCUGGCCAGAUUGCGGUUUUUGAUGCCACAAAUACCACACGGGAGAGGAGAGGGAUGAUCCUAAAUUUUGCCAAAGAAAAUGGGUUCAAGGUGUUCUUCAUUGAAUCUGUCUGCAACGAUCCCAAUGUUGUUGCCACCAAUGUCAUGGAAGUAAAACUGUCCAGUCCUGAUUACCGGGACUGUAAUUCUACCGAUGCCAUGGAGGACUUCAUGAAAAGAAUCAAUUGUUACCAAGCCAGUUACCAGCCUCUUGACCCUGAUGACUAUGACCGGGAGCUUUCUCUCAUCAAAGUCAUCGAUGUUGGCCGGCGGUUCCUGGUCAACAGGGUUCAGGAUCACAUCCAAAGCAGGAUUGUUUACUACCUAAUGAACAUCCACGUGCAGCCACGCACCAUCUACCUCUGCCGGCACGGUGAGAGCGAGUAUAACCUCAAGGGGAAGAUUGGAGGUGACUCAGGCCUCUCCAACAGGGGCAAGAAGUUUGCACUGUCACUUAAAAAGUUUGUUGAGGAGCAGAACCUGAAGGAUCUCAAAGUCUGGACCAGCCAGCUAAAGAGAACAAUCCAAACAGCAGAAGCGCUCCAGCUGUCCUAUGAGCAGUGGAAGGCCCUCAAUGAAAUAGAUGCUGGUGUGUGUGAAGAAAUGACUUAUGAAGAAAUCAGGGACCAGUAUCCAGAGGAAUUUGCUUUACGUGAUCAGGAUAAAUAUUACUACCGCUAUCCUUCUGGAGAGUCCUACCAAGACCUGGUGCAGCGCCUGGAACCAGUCAUCAUGGAGCUGGAGAGACAAGAGAAUGUCCUUGUGAUCUGCCACCAGGCUGUCAUGCGUUGUCUCCUUGCUUACUUCCUGGACAAGAGUGCAGAUGAAAUGCCCUACCUGAAAUGUCCUCUUCACACAGUAUUGAAGUUGACCCCAGUGGCUUAUGGCUGCCGUGUGGAGUCCAUCUCCCUGAAUAUUGAAGCUGUUAACACGCACAGGGAGCGGCCAGAGGAAGCAAAGAAGGGACCUAACCCGCUCAUGAGACGUAAUAGCGUUACCCCUCUAGCAAGCCCAGAGCCCAUCAAAAAGCCUCGCAUCAACAGCUUUGAGGAGCAUGUGGCUGUUUCUUCCACCCUGCCAGGCUGUGUUCCUCAGGAAGUGCCCACGCAGAUGCCGGGACAAAACAUGAACAACUCGCAGAAGCCGUCGUGAGUCCCUUAGUGCUGUCGCGAGGCCACCAGCGACACCAGCUCCCAUCCCAUCGUCAUUUCUGAAGCUUGCUUAUAAAACAGGUCUCCUCCGUUUGUGGCGAGGUCGACCCUCGGCUGUUUCUACCCACGCCUGUUCAUCUGCAAACUGCUCUGCUGGAGGGGGGAGAGAGGUGGGAGAGCGAUGGAGAGGAGGGAGACGAGCUCCCAGGUCUUCAGGCUGCAGCAUUACUCUCCUCUCCGGUGUCCUGCUAGUGUGUAGCAAGCUGGGAAGCGCUUGUAGCGCACAGGAGUUUCCAAGUUCUAAUUUUUCCUUCUCUAGGCGGUUUUGAGCUCUUUUUGUAUAGACUAAUGGUACCCAUCCAUCUUUGGGUGGAGUGUGUGUAUAUAUGUGAAUGGUGCGGGGUUAGCAGUAAUGGGGACAAGAAGGGAGGGAGGGAACAGAGGGGGAAUUUGGAUUUUUUUUUUUCCUGUUAUUAUUAUUAUUUUAUAAGUAUUACUAAUUUUUUUUUUUUUUGGAAGAAAGCCCUUAAUGUGCUGUGCUGCAGUCCUGUGCCACCUACAGCCUGCCAUGUGCACAGCCCAGCUCAUUGAAACACAUGAAAACGGCUGGUUUUAGCCAAUAAUAAUAAUAAUACCCUCAUGUUAAUAGAUGCAUCUCGAAGCAGGGGGAGGUUGCAGAGAAUAUCAGUCUGCUGCUGUGAAGCUGGCUAUGAGCUGCUUGUAAUAUCAAGGGGAACCACACUGAUGUUGGCAUCCUGUGGAUGCUCUGUGUUGGAGGAAAGAGGAGAUGGGGCGGUUGGGUCCCCGCAUCACUUCAGGCUGUCAGUGGGCAGCUGCACUGGGUGCAUUUUGCAGACAUGCAGGUGUCCUGGCCAGGAAGCAGGACAGGUAUUGACAAAAAGGUCUUAAGAAGAGCAUUUUUUUUUGUUGCUGUUCUUUUUCUUUAAUAUAUAUAUAUACAUGCACACAGGUGUGUGUGUGUGCAUGUGGGUAUAUGUCUAUACUUAGAAACCGCUUGGUUUUUGCACUUUAUUUGUGGCAGGAGCAUGACUAUAUUUCUUUUGGUUUUGUUUUGUUUUUUAACCUGUGCCUCUUUAACAGGGGAAGCUUGAAUACAGGCAGUGUGUUUUUUAAUUAUUUUUUGUAUGUGCUGGGAAGCUGGGACUGCAUGAAAGUAGUCACUAUUGCUUCCAAGGGGUGCGUGUGUGUGUGCGUGUAUGCAGGGGGCAAUGGACACAGUCCUGGCUUGGGCUCUGUUGGCCAACUCCUGGAGGUUGGAGAUGAGAGCCUUUUAAUACAGGCUGUGAGCCAGCAGUUGACUGUGGCAAUUAACCACUACUGCGUUGUGCAAAACUGUGGUUUUUUUUUUUUCCUCCCCCCAACUCCCUCUUGUGUUCAGCAUCUCCCCAUUCCCAAGCACAGCUGAACUGGAGGUAGGAGGCCAAGUCAUCAGGGUCCUCCACCAACAGCGGAGGGUUGGAGAUGGGCAGCCCUUUGCUUCUAAUCCUUUCUAUGGCCUUCUCCCCUCCUCUGGGGUAGGAAACAACAUCCUUGCAGAUGGGAGUGGAGAGGUUUGUGGGGAGGGUUGUUUUCUUUUCCUGUUGUGAGGUUUUCUUGUGUGUGUUUCUUUUUUUUAAUUACUAUUUUAUUUUGGCUUCUCUGGGGAUGGGGAGGUGGGGAGGGAGGGUUGGUCCCUUUGUCCUAUGAGAAAAGGUGAACCACAGUGCCUAGUGCUUCAGUCCCAUGCAACAAAAACACAUUGCAUAGGCUCGGAGCAGUACCGACAGCAGGGAAGGCUCAGGGACUACACUGGUCUCUAUCCAACCAUCCCAGUGGUGCCCUGUAUGAGCGUGUCCAUAUGUGUAUAUUGUACAGAUGAAACAAAAAACACUUAUUUUUUUUUUUCACCCCUUUUUUUCUUCUUGAAUUUGCGAUAACUGCUUUAACGCAGACUCAUGCGCGUGCGGUUGACAUAUCAACCCUUUUGGUUUCUCUGCCUUUGAGAUGCUGGGGGAAGGUGACUUGGCUGCCUUCUCAGCCUGUUUCCUGGGGAGCUGAUCUGUCUCCUCCUGCUACCCAAAGAUAAGCCGGCACACGCAAACAUGAUGUCUGGCUGCCUGUGAUCAAUCCUGUAAACAAGAUGUUAAGCGUGUAUUUGAGUGCGUGUCUAUGUGUGCAUACGUACAAAUAUAUACAAGUCUGCAAGCAAGAAAUAAACCUAAACCUUAAACUAAUGGAAAUAGAAGUCUUGGUCCUGUAAGAAGAUGAAAUUUGGAAGUUGGUAGGCUUUUAUUUUUAUCUUUUUUUCUCCCCCCUUCUUCAGGAGGGGAAGUUGGCCCAUGAGUAGCCAAGUGAUCCUCAUGCUGGGAGUGGGUGGCAGGAUGUCAUCUCCACCCCAUCCCAUCAUGCUUCCCAUUGUGUUUUGGCUGUACAACCAAAGCCCAGGCAAUGAUGCCACAGCUGCAAAGGGAGUGAAGGUGCAAAAUGGAUUUGUUGAACCACACCAGACAUUUUAUUUUUUCCCCCUCCCUUUUCCUUUAUUUUUUCCUGUAUUUUUUUUUUUUUUGUGAUACUUGAAUUUAUUUUUAUGAUUUUUUUUUUUUUAAUAGCAAAGCGCUGUUUAUUUAUUUAAUGUAUACUGCAAAGCUUGGAGAGAGAAGAAGGGUAGUUAUACUUGGGAUUUGUUUUUGUUAUCUCUGCUGUUAACUGUUCUGUAUAUACAUCUGGAAUAAUUGCCUGAUAUCGAGCUGUGCCAGCUUAAACAGGGUCUGCCUUUCAGAAAUUUGUAUAUUUUGCAGUUGCUGGACCAAUAAAAUAACUUGUUGAAAUACA
Molecule: messenger RNA, 4731 nt
Organism: Coturnix japonica (Japanese quail)
Lineage: Eukaryota; Metazoa; Chordata; Aves; Galliformes; Phasianidae
Gene: PFKFB3
Product: 6-phosphofructo-2-kinase/fructose-2,6-biphosphatase 3
Biological process (GO): fructose 2,6-bisphosphate metabolic process; fructose metabolic process
Cellular component (GO): cytosol
Molecular function (GO): 6-phosphofructo-2-kinase activity; fructose-2,6-bisphosphate 2-phosphatase activity; ATP binding
Source: RefSeq, a predicted model, not a curated record